Messenger RNA from Clupea harengus (Atlantic herring), 3352 nucleotides. RefSeq names its product E3 ubiquitin-protein ligase TRIM47-like. Gene Ontology annotation, molecular function: zinc ion binding; protein binding. Lineage: Eukaryota; Metazoa; Chordata; Actinopteri; Clupeiformes; Clupeidae. Bases 201 to 1448 code for a protein of 415 amino acids. The record is from RefSeq and is a predicted model, not a curated record. The transcript has 5 exons.
GCAGGUGUGUAACACACACACGCAAACAUACGCACACAAACACACGCCUAUUUCCCCGCCUCCAUCUGAACUUGAAAGACCGACGCAAAAUGACAACCAGGAAGCCACUCCUCAGUACACCAUGUUCUGGUGAAAACGAAAGUAUCACUUGGUACGUCUUUCUCUUAGUGUGCGUAUGGUUGUGAGAGAAAGCAAACAAAAUGGCAGAGGCAAUUUUAAAGCAAGAAGAGGACUCCUUCACGUGUCCAGUCUGUCUAGAUUUGCUGAAGGAUCCAGUGACUAUUCCCUGUGGACAUAAUUUUUGCAUGAGGUGCAUUGAGGGCUGCUGGGAUCAGGACGAUCAGAGAGGAGUCUACAGCUGCCCCCUGUGCAAAGACACCUUCACUCCCAGAGCUAAACUAAAAAAAAAUCAUCUGAUUGCUGAAAUGGUGGAGACAUUUAGGAAGACCAGAAUCCAAGCUUCUCCUAUUACUCCCUCUAAUGCUGGACCUGGAGAUGUGGAGUGUGACCUCUGCACUGGGAGAAAACUCAAAGCUGUGAAGUCCUGUCUGGAUUGUCUGUUGUCUUACUGUGAAACUCACUUCAAAGCUCACACUGAUGUAAACCCCGGGAGAAAACACUCAGUGAUUGAUGCCACAGGACAGCUACAGGAGAGGAUCUGCUCUCAUCAUAAGAAGGUUUUUGAAAUAUUUUGUCGAACCGAUCAGAGCUAUAUCUGCUAUCUGUGCAUGGUGGACGAACAUAAAGGCCAUGACACAAUCUCAGCUGCAGCAGAAUGGAAAGACAAACAGAGGCAGUUGGGGCAGACCCAGAGGAGAUUCCAGCAGAGAAUCCAGGAGAGAGAGAAGGAGCUGCAGGAGCUGAGGAAGGCUGUGGACACUCUCAAGAGCUCUGCACAGACAGCAGUGCAGGACAGUGAGAGGAUCUUUACUGAGAUGAUCCGCUCCAUUGAGAGAAGGUGCUCUGAGGUGAAAGAGCUGAUCAGAGCUCAGGAGAAGGCUGAAGUGAGUCGGGCUGAAGGACUCCUGAAGCGACUGGAGCAGGAGAUUGCUGAGUUGAAGAGGAGAGAUGCUGAGCUAGAGCAGCUUUCACACACAGAGGAUCACAUCCAUUUCUUCAAGAAUUUCCCGUCAAUCAGAGACUCUCCUCACUCCUCGCCCAGCAUGACCUUCAACCAAAGCUUCUCUUUUGAGGCUGUGAAGGAAUCUGUCUCUGCAGUGAAGGUGCAGCUGGAGGAGAAACUGGAUGACAUCUUCAGGCAGGAAGUAGUCAGGAUAUCUGCAGCAGUGACGAAUAUCCAGAUCAUUCAGUCUUUAGAAUGUGAGUCUCUCUCUCUCUCACACACACACACACGCGCACACACACACACACACACACACACACACACACACACAAUCAUACUAUUGUUAUCAUUAGUUAUUACACUGAUCAGUAUUGUAGCCCUCUGAGUUCUAGUUUGAUGAAGCCAUCUGAUGAAAUAUGGUGUUUUCAUAUCAUGUGUCUGUAUUAGCAUUUGCACUAUGAGUUUAAACUGCAUUUGAAAUUUGAUCUCAGUUUUGGGUUGAAGCAUUAGAUACAUCAGUACAAAUAUUGUGAACAGGGUUUAGGUUACAUUCCUGGACACCAGUGAUGGUUUUAUGUUAUAUCUAAGCACUGUAAAGCUGAAUAACCCUUGGUAAAGGAAAAGGCAGUUGCCUAAGAAAUAACAUUUGCUUUCACACAAGUGAAACGUCUUUUCACAGAUCUGUCACAGUUGCUAAAAACAAACAUUAAAGAAAACAAAAAACCUGAAGAUGAAGCCGGCUAAAACUAUAUGGGCUUAGUCAGUGUGUUAAAAUAAGUGUGUGAGUCUGGUCUUCAGAUCCUGGGUGAAUGAGUGUCUCUCUGUGUUGGGAUCCCAGAUGCUGAUCCUGAGCUCCCAGUCAGAAGAACACACAGUAAUGAUAUGCUGCCACCAAACAGUAAGUCAUUACUGACUGAUUCUAACAGCCUCUAAGCCUUUAUAUCAGGGGUCUAGCACAGAAAUAAUAGUUUCAAUGUAUUGAUAUAAUCUGAUCUCAAUAAAACCCUUUUUCAGCUACUAGACGUAGAAGGCAGAAGGUGUGGUUGGGCUCCAGAGACAUAAAGGCCUUGAUAUUAAUCAUGUGUAAAAAGUCUUAUUUUUCCAGGGUUUAGAAGAGAAUAAAGCAUAAAUACUAGAUCUUAUCAUGUACAUUGUGAUCAGGGAAACCACAGACAAAAACAGGAGCCAAUGGAGGUCGUAGAUGGAGUUAAAUUUCAGGUUCAGAAACAAACAUUUCUGCAAACCAACAUUUGUUCCCAAAAACAGCGUUAAUGGUCUGGACAGUUUCCUGCCCCUGUUCCCACAUGAGCUCACCUGGGCGUUGUCCUGGCACUGUACUAGGAGGCUGGCAGGGUCAUGUCUGCACCAUCGACACUGAAUUCUACCCCACAAACUAGUGAUUCCCUUUUCUGUUGAAGUAUCAACGCAAUGGAAACUAAAGUGACCUCGUUUUCCAACAGCAGGGCUGUGAUCGGACUUAGGCUACUGCUCUCUCAUUAUUCCCUUUGAACUUCUCUCAAGUUUUUUAUCAUAACUCUGGGAAUUUGACAUUAAAACAGCAGCAGAUUUGGGACACUGCAUUCCAUGUUACUGUCAGGUGUGAGACUGAAUGGAUGCGUCCAGACAAACUCCGGAUCCUAUUUUGCGGAUAUUCUCCAGAGUUAAUUUCUGAACGAGACUAACAACAUCCCAGUGUACAUACUCUAAACGGAUUUUACCCACUAUGUCUACAAUUAGGAUGUGUUCAUGAAUCAAUUCAAUGGUUUAAGAACUGAAGGACUUUUAAACGCCUUUACCAUCCUAAUGAAGAUGAGUGGCUCUUGAAUUAGUGCAUCUCCGUCUUCUCUUGUCAGUGGGAGGUUGGAGGUCUCUAAGAUUUUAGCAGCUGAAGACUAAAAAUAUCACUUAACCUUGAAGUGGUGUUUGGGUUCAACCUGAAACUCAAUGGCUUUGGAUCAUUUGUUUUAAAAAGAACACUAGUUCUGAUUUAGUUCAUACUGAAUCCCCCCCCAGACACACUAAUUUAUUUUGUAACAUAUGUUAUGCUCGGGUCUGCUGGACCCAGAUUUCAUAAAGGUUUAAGCUGUAGGAGACAGAUGCCCUCUGUAAUAUCUGAAACUCCUCAUAUAUCCAGACAGAGUUACAGUCAUAUGCAGUUGCAGUCAUAUUUAAAGCAUUGGAAUCUUUCCUCUCCCUCCUUUCUGUCAUUUGUAUUUCAGUUGUUCACAAUUGUUUUUAUGAUUGUUCACUUCCCUUCAAAACUAUUCACACAGUGGGCUUUACACACAC